Molecule: messenger RNA, 3635 nt
Organism: Rhineura floridana
Lineage: Eukaryota; Metazoa; Chordata; Lepidosauria; Squamata; Rhineuridae
Product: interleukin-1 receptor-like 1
Exons: 11
Coding region: 36-1688 (550 amino acids)
Biological process (GO): signal transduction
Molecular function (GO): interleukin-33 binding; interleukin-33 receptor activity; interleukin-1 receptor activity
Source: RefSeq, a predicted model, not a curated record
GCAGCUUGGUGAAGGAAAGAGGAAGAGGGAAGCACAUGGAACCUGCCAAUUCUCUCCACUUUGCACUCUUCAGUUGCAACACAAUGGCUCUUUUGUAUUUCAUCUUGUUCAUGGCUUUCCUCCCUGUUUCUGAGAUGCAGACAUUCGGGAUUACAAUAGAAGGUGAGGCUUUUGUUGUAAGGUGUCCUAAUGCAAACGAUUCUGAGGCUGUGAAUUGGCAGUUUGGUGACACAAGCGUCUCUAUAGACCCAACAGCACGAGUACAUUCUUCUGGGAGCAAGCUUUGGUUUCUGCCAGCAUCCCCUGAGGACACUGGAGAUUACACUUGUGUGCGAUAUCAAUAUUAUCCUCAAGUGACUAAAACAGUGAAAGUGAGAGUACAUCCACGUGUUGAAGGCAUUUGUUAUUACAAGGAUGCUCUUGAUAUACAAGCAAGAGGAAGCCGUGGAUCUGGUAGAAUUGUUUGCGCUCCUUAUAGGGACUAUUACAAUGCAUCUGAUAUGAAGUGGUACAAGGACUGUCAACUUCUUUAUGGAUCAAGAUACAAAAUAGCUAAUAAAUUUCUUUACAUUUCUGAUGCAAAUGAAAAUGACAAUGGAUAUUAUACUUGCGAAUUUACAUACAGCCAUGAUGGGAAAAAAUUUACUGUAUCUGCAACAAGGGCCUUUAAAAUUGUAGAAUUAUCUUCACCAAGACCUAUUGAAGUUUUAUCUCCAAUAGAUGAUAAAGAAGAAGUAGAGAUUGGUGCUUCUAAGACACUUUUAUGUAAGGCAUGGCUGGGCCUUGGAAAGCAAAUCUUAGCCCUGAGCAGAUGGGAACAUGAAGGAGAAAAUGAUUCAAAUCGCUUUGUUACUUCCAACAGAUCGGAUGUGAUAUCUGGCAAAGGACAGUUUACAGAGGCUACAUUAGAAAUCAAGAAAGUGAGAAAAGAAGACCUUGGCACAACCUUCACAUGUAUCCUGGCCAAUGAUAGGGGGUACAAAAAAGUAAAUGUAACAUUGGUAGCCAAAGGGACAGUUAAAGGUCACAGCAACACCUACGUGAUUGUGGUGUUUGUUAUUUUAAUGGUUGUUAUAAUGAUAUUGGUGAUGGUUUACCGUUUUUUUCGAGUUGACAUUGUCUUAUGGUACCGAAGAGUAUUUAACUGCACUGGAUCAAAGGAUGAUGGGAAAAUACAUGAUGCAUAUGUCAUCUAUCCCACAAAUCAUAUAAAUGCCACUUAUGAAAAUAAUUUUAUGGGCUCUUUUGUUCAUCAGAUUCUACCAGAGAUUUUAGAAAAUCAAUGCGGAUAUAAAUUGUGUAUUUAUGGGAGAGAUGUGUUGCCUGGAGAAGAUGCUAUUGAUGCAAUUGAGAACAGAAUACAAAACAGCAGAAGACUGAUAAUCCUUCUAACAAAACAGCUGGCCAGGAAUGAACAUAUUGCAUAUGAGCAUCAGAUCGCACUAUACAAUGCCCUAAUCCGAAACAAUGUAAAAGUAAUUCUAUUGGAAAUGGAGAAAAUGGGAGAAUAUGCACAACUACAGGACUCUCUCAGGCAUAUCAUUCAUCAGCAAGGAACUAUAAAAUGGAAAGCAAAAUACAUGGCCUGUCCAUUCAUGCCCAACUCUGCAUUUUGGAAACAUGUGGAGUACCAAAUGCCACUGAGGCGUAGUCACUGCACAGUGAAUUCCGCAUACCAUUUGCUGUAAAGAACUCCACAAAAGUGACUAGCUUGCAAGAAAGUUUACUAGCCUGCUGUGAGCAGGCAGAGGGAGGGAGGGAGAGUUUUGCAGCCUACUGUAUUUCCUUGCCAGGUACAGGGGAGGGAUGGAGCACUCUGCCCUUUUUCUGCCAGCCCAUUCACUAGUUGGCAUUUGGUUCCCUGUGGCUUGUGGCUUUGAGGCUUGCACUUAAAUACAAGGCUGUAAACAAUUUUUUAUGUUUUUAUUUCUCAAGGAAACAGUCUAUUCCCUCCUUCAAAACAUUGUGCCCUGGCCUGGAUCUUUUCAAAUGUAUAUAUUUAACCUAGCCUUCCUCAGCCUAGUGCUCUCCAAAAGAUUUGGACUACAACUCCCAUCAGCCCGUCACCACAGCUUGAUGGAAGCUGUAAAUCCUCUGGAGGGCACCAGUUUGGGGAAGUGUGAUGUAACCAUAAGUAGAUACAUACAAAACUAUGGCUUAAUCCAUCUUUCUUUGUUUUUUCUAGGCAUACUUGGAAGCAGCUAAGCCAGUAGCAGAUGGCGUGAUGAGGUGGAGGCACUUACCUAACCUCCCAGCAGAUGAGUCCCUGCUGUUUACCAGGAGGGAGUGCGCAAGGAGGACAGCAUGGUGAAAACACACCAGCAGAUCAACAGGUUGACUAGUGUGUUUGCACUGUGCCAACCUUGCUGCCACCUUGCCCUUCCGCCUCUUGGUAAGCAGCAAUAACUCACCUGCUGGGAGGCCAGGUAAGGGCCUCUGACAUGCCACACUGUCUGCUACUGAGCUAAGCUGACUAUUUUAAAAAAAAUGUAAAGCAGAGAUACUUACUCCAUGGUCCAUAUUCAGCACCUCCAAAAGAGUUUUGUCAUUCUCCCAAGAGACCCCCCUAAAUGUGCCUUUUAAAAAAUGGUUACUCUUUUUCAAACAAUAUAUAUAUAUAUAUAUAUAUCACUCCUAUAGGUCCCCUGCUGUGAUGCCAAGAGUUUUUGUGAUCCCUGCAAGACUUGCUGAAAAUGUUUCAAUUUUUAAAUUUAUUUUUUUAAAACAAUAUUUUGCUGAUUGCUCCAUAGGUCUCCUGUUGUGAUACAGUGAUGGCUAAAGUUUUUUUUGUGCCCCCCCCCAUUGGUCCAUUAAAAAAAUAUUACUUUUUAAAAAAAAACUCAAUUUAACAAUGAACAAUGGAUUAUAAAAAUGAUUUAAAAUAGUGUAGAAUAACCGACUGGAAAUUCUUUUGAAAGGCCUCGAGAACUGGAGUUUUCAACACACCCACUUAUACAUUUUGGCUGUGCCCACUUUGAUAUGCAGCACUUGGAGAGUUGGCUAUGGCUCAAUGUGGCCCUCAGCCUUACUUCAAAGAAUCCCAGUGUUUUUUUAAGAAAUAGUCAGUUACAGCCAGUACCUGGGGCUCUUGGCAGAAAAAAGCAUCUGCCUAGACACUUGCCACAUAUUCAUCCCUAGGUGUGGAAUGGUCUCUUCAGAGAGGUUCGCGUGAUGUCUAACUGUUUUCAGUCCAAAGCUUUUUGUGUAUAUAGGUGCAUGUGUGCAGAUUUGUUAAAUAGUUUUAAUCCUACUUACUGCUCCGUGCUGUUUUUAUGAUUUUUGUUACUUUUAGAUUCUUGUGGGUGCUUCCAGAUGGGUAUUUAUUCUGGGAUUGGUGCUGCUCAUACAAAUGUUUUACAACAUUUACACAAUGUCAUGUCAGCAUGUAUUCCCCCUCUCUUCAUUCAAUCCAAAAUUACGCUGUAGGCAGAAUAUCUGACAAACUGAAAAACAGCCAUGACCUGCUGACAACAUCCCAUUUGCAAUAUCUGAGUGAGGUCCAGUUUUCAAGGGAUGUAAGCCUCCAUCUGAAAGGGCUUUUACUUGUCAUAUUUACAUUAUCACUGUUUUCUUCUUUUUGUAAACUGCCCGGGGAAUAUAACUGGUGGUAUAAAAAUACUUACAGCAAAUAAAAU